GUCUGAGAGUAACUGUGUUACUAACGUCAUCCCUCAUGGUGUUGGGAGCUGGCCUGAGAUGUGUUCCAGUUUCAGACCUAGAAAUUAGGAAGAAGCUGAUUCACGGAGGGCAGCUGUUAAAUGGCUUGGCGGGGCCAACUGUGAUGAAUGCGGCACCAUUUCUUUCCACGACGUGGUUUUCUCCAGACGAACGUGCCACAGCAACGGCCAUCGCGUCGCUGCUCAAUUACCUGGGUGCUGCUGGCGCGUUUUUAGUGGGACCUCUGGUAGUGCCAUCUCCUAAUGGAACGUCUCGCCUGGUAACGCAGAGCAACACAGAGCACAUCAAGGACCGCAUUGAGGCUGUGCUGUAUGCAGAAUUUGGAAUGGUUUCCCUGAUAUUUUCCGCAGCGUUGGCCUACUUCCCCUCGCGCCCUCCAUUCCCGCCCAGCGUGGCUGCAGCGAGUCAACGGCUCAGCUACAGGAGAAGUUUCUGCAGACUCUUAAGCAAUUUCCGAUUCUUGAUGAUUGCUUUAGCCUAUGCUAUACCACUGGGUGUUUUCUCCGGCUGGUCUGGUGUUCUGGAUUUGAUACUAACACCAGUUCAUGUAAGCCAGGUAGAUGCAGGCUGGAUUGGUUUUUGGUCUAUAGUUGGCGGUUGUGUUGUUGGCAUAGCAAUGGCAAG
Eurypyga helias (sunbittern) is the source of this 664-nucleotide messenger RNA. It is a transcript of the gene SLC49A4, whose product is annotated as disrupted in renal carcinoma 2. Lineage: Eukaryota; Metazoa; Chordata; Aves; Eurypygiformes; Eurypygidae. The annotation marks the transcript as partial. Gene Ontology annotation, cellular component: membrane; intracellular membrane-bounded organelle. The transcript is spliced from 5 exons. The record is from RefSeq and is a predicted model, not a curated record.